AUGAACAUGGGAAACUACUUGAAAGAAGAACUGAAUAGAAGAAUGAGAGCAGCAUGGGUAGCAUUCGCAGCCGUCAGGGAAGCUACGGACCAACUGACGGACCAAGAUCUUCGUUCCCAUCUGUUCGACUCGACAGUUCUUUCAGCGCUCUGUUACGCAGGUGAGACGUGGGCAGACAGCGCUGCCACGUCCAGGAAGCUACUUACUACCCACAGAGCCCUUCAGAGAUGUCUCCUGAAGUUUAACCGGCGCACACAACACCUUGCCGGUCUUCGUAGCUCCAACUUAAGAAGAGUGUCCCGUCUUCGCGACCCAGCGAAAUAUGUAUCGAAAGCAAAACAUAGAUGGGCCGGUCACAUCAUGAGAAGAAUCGACUAUAGAUGGACUAAAAGAACGCUAGAGUGGAUCCCAAGAGAUGCUAAACGCCCUCGAGGGAGACCGCCAACGAGAUGGGGUGACGUGUUCGCUACACGGAUGGACCAGCUGAGAGCUCAGCUGGAUACGGCUCAAGGACGUCGUCAACGUCACUCACGAAACUUGAGAACAUCUUGGAUGACAAUGGCGAGGGAACGAAACGAGUGGAAGAAAUGCUGGGGCCCGCACGUCCAGUGA
Messenger RNA from Necator americanus (New World hookworm), 612 nucleotides. RefSeq lists its product as uncharacterized. The transcript has a single exon. The record is from RefSeq and is a predicted model, not a curated record. NCBI's taxonomy places the organism in Eukaryota, Metazoa, Nematoda, Chromadorea, Rhabditida, Ancylostomatidae. The coding region runs from base 1 to 612 and encodes 203 amino acids.